Molecule: messenger RNA, 1900 nt
Organism: Selaginella moellendorffii
Lineage: Eukaryota; Viridiplantae; Streptophyta; Lycopodiopsida; Selaginellales; Selaginellaceae
Product: replication factor C subunit 1-like
Exons: 13
Coding region: 1-1494 (497 amino acids)
Biological process (GO): DNA replication
Cellular component (GO): nucleus
Molecular function (GO): ATP binding; ATP hydrolysis activity; DNA binding
Source: RefSeq, a predicted model, not a curated record
AUGCAAGGCGCGGCUUUCUGGCGGCUGGAUGGAGCACGGCGUGAUGGCGCCGACGAGCGCAGGUCAGAUUACACGAAGAUUUCUCGAUUUUUUGCGAAGUCACAGCAGCCGCUACCUCAGUUGAUGCUUCCAAGUUUUGAGGUGUGCUGUGCGAGGGAGGUAACUGUAAAGCAGCGUUUCUCCUUGGAGCCCAGGGUGUAUCCUCCUCCAAAGAGGCAAAAGGCGGUUUUUCAAGCCGGGGAAAGCACGGAGAGAUCCUUAUGUGCUGAAUCUAGCUUGUGGACACACAAGUAUCGGCCGAGAACGAGAAGUGACAUUGUGGGGAACCAAGUGCUUAUCACGCGUUUGCAUACUUGGUUACAAACAUGGGAAGAAAACUUUGCUUCCAAGACGAGAUCAGUAAAGAAUGUUAAAAGAGCUGUUAUAAUCAGUGGGCCAUCUGGUGUAGGAAAGACAUCUGCUGCUGUUGCUGUUUGCGAGGAACUGGAUUUUAGCCCUGUGAUGGCUGUACAUAGAAAGACCUGGAAUAUACGAGCUGACAAUCAGUGUCUAACAACAAAUCUUGGACUAAGUAAGAAGGUUGUCCUUAUAUUCGAUGAGAUAGACAACAUCGACGAGACAGCGAUUCAGGCGGUGCUUAGCCUUUUACAACAGGGACGGCUUCCGAUUAUGUGCAUCUGUAAUGACAUCUACGACAAGAGGCUUCGCAGGCUCAUGGAAUAUUGCUCAGUGCUGAAGUUCGAGAAACCCAGUAGAAGUGAGAUCUUAAAACUCCUCAUUCAAGUCCAAGAAAAAGAGUGUUUACGUGUGGACAAGUUAUUUUUAAGCUCGCUUGUAGACAGCGCACAUCGCGACGUUCGCCAUGUUUUGAUUCAAAUGCAGUAUGCAUGUGCAGGGUAUUCUCUGAACUCAGAAGUGGAUGUUAGAGAUGCUUGCUUGGGCUCUUUUGGGACUAUGGACAGUUUGUGUGCGGAAGCGGGUGAAGGAAGAGGAGCCAAAACUUCAUACACAAUAGAAGCUCGCCUGAACAUGGUUCUUCAAGAUGUCGGUUUUAUAUUCCUUCUUGUUCAGGAAAACUAUCUUAAUUACAAACCUUGCAGAGGAGCAUCCAUCCUGAAUGCCUUCUCGAAAGCUUCAGAUUACUUGUGCGAUGGAGACGUGAUGGACAAAAGCAUUUGCCGUGGCAGACGGGAGCUGUCUGAGCUUUUCUCGAUGAUUUUGGUUCUUACCUGCUCAUCCAUUUUGCAAGGAACAAGACAAUCCUUCGACACGACUGCGGAUCACAAACUAAGAUUUCCAAUGUGGUUGUCUAAGAGCUCUAAGAAAAGGAAUUUAUCCUUUAAGAGAUGUGAUCUGGAUACUCCUUCCUUCCUCAAGGGACAACUCAAAAUAAGUGCUGACGAUAAUCCCAAGAAUGUUCAGCAUUUCAGCUCCAAAGCUCCCGAUCCUACUCGAGCUUCAGAGGACCUGUUUGCAAUACUGAGACAUCGAUAGAAACUCAGUUGUUGCACUAAAAGCUUCCUUGUUCCAAAGCCGCGAGUCCAAAAGUACCAAACGCUGAUGCCCAGCACACGUCACGAUGGAAAGCUCCUCACAAACCAGUCCAUCAUGUAAGUCUCAAAGCAGGGAAAAGUUGGACGAGUGGGGAGUGGAGGAGUGCAACUCGUCGGCUACCUCAUAUCGUCCAUCGCCAUCAUAACAUAAAUCAAGAACAUGCACCGGAAAGCAUUACAGGUUGCGUGAUUUUGCUCGGUAGUACAUUCUGCCUCGUUCUUAAAACUCGGUACUAAACUGUGGCUCGAGUCCAGGUAGAUAACUUGCGGACCCCAGCGCCCAUCCAUCCAGAUUCCAGCUUCGAGAUCGUUGAAAACUCUAUCAAAGUAUAUUAUUAUUGCUUGGA